Leguminivora glycinivorella is the source of this 1053-nucleotide messenger RNA. RefSeq names its product extensin-3-like. The transcript is spliced from 4 exons. The record is from RefSeq and is a predicted model, not a curated record. Bases 28 to 966 code for a protein of 312 amino acids. Gene Ontology annotation, cellular component: extracellular matrix. Lineage: Eukaryota; Metazoa; Arthropoda; Insecta; Lepidoptera; Tortricidae.
AAGUGCUUUAGACUAGUUAGCAUCAUAAUGAUUACAAGGGUAUUGGCCGCUUUGGCCAUCGCGGCGGUGGUUUACUGUCAAGAGCACCAUUCACACUCUUAUUCCACCGUCAUCACCCACGAAGCGCCAAAGAAGAUCGAACAACACGGUCCUUCAUAUACCACCUACCAAAUACCUUCCCAUCAGGAAUCUAUUGCGUCAUUCUCAUCUCUCUCCUCACUCUCAUCAUCUGUUUCAUCUAAAGACCAAGUCCCUAAUUACGUCCUUCCUACUCCAGAAGAAGUUGAAAAACUACCGCCUCCAGUGAUCCGCACUCAUAUACCAUCCGAGCCCGCACCCGUACACCAAAACCAGGAACCGCCGGUGCCUGUUCAACAUUAUUUCACACCUGUCAACUUCCAAGCUAAACCUGUCCAGCCAGUACUUCAACCUAUUCCUGUGCUUCAGCAAACAGUGUCUGUGCAUCAUCAAGCUCCUGUGGAGCAGCAAGUUUCCUUGCACUAUCAACCCACCCCAUCGAUCCAAACAGUUCAUUAUCAAACUCCUUUAGAACAGCAGGUUUCUCUGCACUAUCAGCCCACCCCAUCGAUCCAAACUGUAUCCAUGCAACAUCAACCUACGAUUCAAUACGAAUCUUCGCCUCUACACUAUCAAUCUCCUGUGAAUCAUUUCUCCUCACCUGUUCAUCAUGAAAUUGCUUCAGUUCAACAUGAAGCGCACCAACCUCAUCAAGAGCACUAUGAAGAUUAUUACGCGCACCCUAAGUACGAGUUCGAGUACAAGGUUGAGGACCCGCACACCGGCGACAAGAAGGCGCAGCACGAGGCCCGCGACGGCGACGUCGUCAAGGGCUACUACAGCCUGCACGAGGCGGACGGUUCUGUCCGCACUGUUGAGUAUUCAGCUGACAAGCACAAUGGAUUCAACGCGAACGUGAAACAUGAUCAUCAACAGAGCCACCAUUAAAAAUGUCCUGUACCUGCAAUAUUAUUUAUUAAUUACCUCUACGAUAAUGUUAGUAUUCUUAUAUUAAGUUUGAAUAAAAGAAAUAAA